AUGUUUGUAGCCGCGAUCCAUCACGGAAAUGAGGACGAUUCCAGCGAGGAAGAAGAGAGCAACAUCAGCCUUUUGCAGAAAAGAAGAGAAGAAUGCGAGCGCAAAGCAAGAAGGGGGGAGAUGGACCCCAGGCUGGAAUUCACAUUCCAGCUGCUCAUCGAUGCCACUGGGCUUCCCCGAUCAGAGAUUAUGGAUAACGUAUUUGAAGGGAAUAUGCUGGAUGAAAUCAAUGAGUUGUUCCUUCCCCAUAUGAGAAACAAAUUGAUUUGGUUUCACCAGGAUGUCGAGGAAACUCCAGCAGCUCCUAGUCAAGAUUUGGGGAAAAGUAUCGGUCUAAGAGCUCUUCAAGGAGCAAAAUAUCAUCAUCAAGCAUUGAUGAAGAAGAAACUGUUUUUAACGGACGGUUGGGAAAUACCACUAACUGGUAUAUGCAUUUAUAUGUUCAGGUUAAAUACUUCAAAACAGUUACCAGAAGAGGGCUUUCAAAAGGAUCUCUUUUGUGGAGUUAUCAAUUCCGUCAAUGUUGGCCUUGUGACGACUGUACAAAGGGUGAUGGAACAUGUUUUCAUGGAAGCUUUGGCCCAGCCAUCUUCAGAAUCUGAAGAGGAAGAAGUCGGAAGCGCUAUUGUGAGAGAUCAGCUUCUCCCUGGUCUUAGGUCUUUCUGCAGUGCUCUCAAAGUCUGUGAAGAAGUGUGUAAGGAGCCGAAUAUAUUUGAAGAUGAGUGUACUUUGAUGGACAAUAUACGUUCAUUUGAUGAAGCAAAAGAACUUCUUUACCAGCUAACAACAAUACCCUUGCUUGAAGAGCGGGUCAAGCUUUGGCUAAAACGUAUCCAUGAAGUUAUUAUGGAAAGUGAACAACUCAGAAAGGAGAACGACACUUCUGGCCCGCAAGACGAGCUGGAAUAUUGGAAGAAAAGGGACGCCCAGUUUUCACAAAUUGUGGCACAGAUUCAAGCUCAUGAAGUCACGAUGACUAUCCAGUGUUUAAUGAUGGUUAAAUCGAGAAUACUGAAACUCUGGAAAGAAGCUGACAUGAGAAUCACUUACUGUUACAACGAGGCCAGAGACAAUGCAAAAUAUAUUCAAGCUAUUGAAAAAUCAUGUCAUGCUCUUUACCUACACGAUCCAGUUAGGAUGAAGAGUUCCAUUCUUCGCCUUCUUCAGACGGUGAAACUCAUUCACAGUGUUUCGCAGUAUUACAACACGUCUGAAAGAACAUCCUCUCUGAUGGUUAAAAUAACAAACCAAAUGAUCAGAAACUGCAAGCAGUACAUCACUUGCCACGGCAAAGAAAAUAUUUGGUCGCAAGACAGAACAAUCGUCAGAGAAAAACUUGUUCACUGUGUAAAACUCAACAAAGCAUAUCACGAUUCAUACACUUACGUUAAAGAACACAAUUACGUCCCAGAUCAGCCUCAGUUGCAAUUUUCUGAAAACUACGUAUUUGGAAAAUUCGACACAUUCUGUAGGAGGUUGGCAAAAAUUAUUUCAAUGUUCAACCUUGUCGACGAUUAUAAUUGUUUGUUUGAAUGUAGAAUGGAAGGAUUAUUACUCGGUGAAGAACUUGAAGAAGUUGUCAAAAAUUUUAAUGAUAUCAAAAAUAGCAUAACAUCGAAAACUUAUGAUUAUCUUGAACAGCGCAAUGUUGAGUUUGAUGAUGAUUUCGAAGAAUUUAUCGCGAGCACAAAUUCCCUUAAAGAGAAAAUUGCUAAUACAAUUGAAGAUAAUUAUUCAGGGAUAUGGGAAACUUUGCAAGGCGUAAAAUUCUUAAAUAGAUUUGAAAAGAUAAGUGGUAAAAUACCUUUGAAACAAAUGUCUGAGAAGUAUUCAAGGAUUUUAAAAUUUUGUGAUAAACAGCUUGACAAAGUUUUAAAAGUGUUCAGGAAGCAGCAUAACAAGCCGCCAAUACCCACAGACUUCCCUCCGCUUGCAGGUAAAAUUACAUGGGCAAGAUCACUGGGAAUGAAUCUCAAAAGGCUCAUUGACUCAGUCUCAGAACAUCCCCUUCUAAGUCCUCUACCUGAGACAAAAGACCUCCAAAGGAAAUUCGCCUACAUAAAACACAUUUUGGAAGAGUUUGAAGAUAAUGUUCUAGAUGUUUGGAUGAAUCAUAAUGUUUGGGUAGCGGAGACUUGCUUGAGAAAGAAAUUACUCGUAUUAAACGAAAAAGAAAACCACAUCGAUAUAAAUUUUGAUUGUAGAUUGAGCUGGAUGAUCAGGGAAGCUGAAUGUAUGGCAAAAUUGGAUCUGCCAGUCCCAGUUCUUUCUGUGGCACUGCUGUCAAAGAAAAACUAUUUCAUUAAAAUCAAAGACUCCCUUGAUGACAUGCUUGUAAAUUUUACAAAUACAGUAAAAAGGGUUAAACUCGAGGUUCGUCCUUUGUUUUUACCGCAACUUGUCAGGCUUUCUAGCCUUUUAAAACCAGCACUAAACACCCUCAGUUGGACAGACCCACAAUGGAAAAAUUUUGUGGAAAACAUAUCAGAAGCUAUAAACAAUUUUGAUAUACUAAUAACAAGGGUGCACGAUGUUUAUUCAAACCGAAUCCUCCAUGUCCUAUCGAGCAUCCAGAAUGUAUCUUUACACAUUUUGCCAACAAAUAAUCCAUGGACAAUUGACGAAUUCAUAGAUAAAACUGAUGAAAACUGUCGCCAUGCUGCUAUUGAGUUGAACAGGAAGAGUUUAAUGGUUGAAGAAGCAGUGGAAGAAAUAUUGGAGCUUGUGAGAAAAGCCGCUUUAGAGUUCAAAGCCAACCACUCAGUACCAGAAGAGUCUGAUUUCAUCCUCGAUGUUCCAGACGAUAAUAAACAUGAUAUAAUGAAUGAAGCCAAUCAACAGCAGCAAGAUUGGAGCCAAGUGUGUGAAUGCUUUGAAAACCCAUACCAGCUUCUCCAAAGUGCAGGAGGGCUUUCAAAACCAAUGCAGGAUAUGGUAAGAAAUGCUGUUGGUGAAAUGAGACGAUACUACAGUCGAAAAGUCGUUGAUGUCUUAAUUAAAAUCACCCGUCAAGCUUUAGACACAGUUAGAAGGAGAUUUUCUUCUCAUGAAGGAAAUACACCCGUUCUCUUAAUAAACGGUUUGCUUUCGAUACCGAAUGUAAUCGUAAAACCGAGUCUGGACGAUGUUCAAGAUUGUUUGCUGAUGGUCGGAAAGAUGAUAACCAACGUCACAAGAGGUGUAUCACAAUGGACUGGAGGAAAGCCGCAGAUUAAAGGCGAAGGCUGGAGACGGCUGGGUGUGCACGGCGACAAGGGAAUGUCAAAGGCUUUAGCUAACCUUGUCUCUCGGCUAGAUCAGAACGAGCCCAAGCAAGAAGACGCAAAAGCAAGGAGGAAACGUUUAUACAGGCUCGCUUCAAAUACAAAGCCGCCCUUUCCACAUCAGCCUAAGAAUUUUCAUUCUCACAUAAUGGAGAACAAAGAAGUCAUCAAAACUCUAUCUUUACUCUCUAACUGCAUCGUUCCUAUAAAAUUAGAAUUGCAAAGAUAUGUUGAACGUUGGAAGCCGUAUAAAAUGCUCUGGAGUUCUGACAGCAUAGCAACAAAAAGGGAUGCUCACAGUGUCAGUUUGUUAGAAUGUGAAAUGUCAUUAUGCAAACAUGUUGAGCUUGAGAGUGAACUUUUGGCAGAAAACAAUGUUUAUAUUUUAUGUACCACAAUUGCAGUCAAUAUCGAUCAGCUAAAGAUGGCCCUUACAAUGGAGAUUAAAACCGGUACACAUAAAAUUGGGCAAAUUGUUCGUAAAAAAUACCAAAGAGAAAUGGACUACGUGUAUGCGGUAAUGAGUGAAAUGGAGAGAAAGCUUGAAAGGCCGAUAAGAGAUUUGGAUGAUGUAAGAAUGGUAAUGGAAACGCUGAAAAAAAUUAGAGAUCAGGAGGUUGACAUGGAACUUCGAAUUGAACCAAUUGAGGAAGCAUUCAACAUUCUGACAAGAUAUGAGCUUCCAGUUGACAGAGAAAUUCUCGAGCAGGUAGACAACCUGCGAUAUACAUGGCAGCAGUUAUUAAGCAGGUCUAUGGAGGUGAAUUCGUUGCUUCUUGCGAUGCAACCACACUUCCAGGAAGAACUACAAGGAAACCUAGCCAAAUUUAGUGAAGACAGCGAGGAUUAUAUACACCAGUAUAGAACAGCAGGGCCCAUGAGCCCUGGGCUUUCUCCUAGGGAAGCUAGCGACCGAUUGAUUCUGUUUCAGAACCGAUUCGAUGGAAUGUGGAGGAAACUGCAAACUUAUCAGAGUGGUGAAGAACUGUUCGGCCUGCCUAAUACUGAAAGUCCUGAGUUAGGCCAGAUCAGAAAAGAACUCAACUUGCUUCAAAAGUUGUACAAGCUGUAUAACGAUGUUAUCGACCGAGUCAGUAGCUACUAUGAUAUACCAUGGGGUGAGGUUAACAUAGAAGACAUAAACAACGAACUAAUGGAGUUCCAAAAUAGAUGCCGUAAAUUACCGAAAGGAUUAAAAGAAUGGCCUGCGUUCCACGCUUUAAAACGCACAAUUGAUGAUUUCAAUGAUAUGUGCCCAUUGCUCGAGCUAAUGGCCAACAAAGCAAUGAAACCGAGGCAUUGGCAGAGAAUAAUGGAAGUGACAAAACACACGUUUGAUUUAGAAAGUGAAGGUUUCUGUUUGAAAAACAUUUUAGCAGCACCAUUAUUAAAAUACAAGGAAGACAUUGAAGAUAUCUGCAUAUCAGCUAUGAAAGAGAAAGAUAUUGAAGCAAAAUUACGCCAAGUGACUAAUGAAUGGUCGGUACAUGAGCUAACAUUUAUGUCUUUUAACAACAGAGGUGAACUACUUCUGAGGGGUGACACUACAGCUGAAACUAUUGGACAAUUAGAAGACAGCCUCAUGGUUCUCGGUUCUUUACUAUCAAAUAGGUACAAUGCACCGUUCAGGAAGCAGAUUCAACAAUGGGUAUCAGAUUUGAGCAACACUAACGAAAUACUCGAAAGAUGGCUUCUUGUGCAAAAUCUAUGGGUGUAUUUGGAAGCCGUAUUCGUUGGCGGUGAUAUUGCAAAACAAUUGCCAAAAGAAGCCAAGCGGUUCAGCAAAAUUGAUAAAUCAUGGCAGAAAAUUAUGCAAAGGGCACACGAAACUCCCGGUGUUGUAUCUUGCUGUGUCGGAGACGACAUGCUUAAGCAAAUCCUGCCACAUCUUCAGGAACAGUUGGAACUAUGUCAAAAAUCUUUGAGCGGUUAUUUGGAAAAGAAGAGAAUGAUGUUUCCAAGAUUUUUCUUCGUGUCUGACCCAGCGCUUCUUGAAAUCCUGGGCCAAGCUUCAGACUCUCACACGAUACAGAAUCAUCUGCUGUCAAUUUUCGAUAACACCCGCAACGUCAAGUUCCACGACAUUGAAUACAACAAGAUGACAGCUAUAAUUUCCUCUGAGGGAGAAAUGAUUAUGCUUGAAAGACCAGUUAGGGCAGAGGGUAGCGUCGAAACCUGGUUGAUGUCCCUGCUUCAAUCAUCACAGCAGUCUCUACAUGGCAUAAUAAGAAAUUCAUAUACAUUGAUCAACGAUCCCAAUUUUAAUAUUCUGUCUUUUCUUGACCGGAUCCCAGCUCAGGUUGGGAUACUUGGAAUCCAAAUGGUCUGGACAAGAGAUGCUGAAGCGGCUCUUGUGCAAGCUCGUAGCGACAAAAAAUUAAUGCCUGAAACUAAUAACCGAUUUUUGGAACUGCUCAAUACUUUAAUUGACCAAACAACUCGUGAUUUGACUCGUUUGGAAAGGAUCAAAUUUGAAACUCUUAUUACAAUUCACGUUCACCAAAGAGAUAUAUUUGACACAUUGGUCCGACUGGCUGUAAAAUCAAUAAAUGAUUUUGAAUGGUUGAAACAAAGUCGAUUCUACUUCAAAGAAGAUCUAGACAAAACGUGGAUAUCUAUUACUGAUGUUACAUUUACCUAUCAAAAUGAAUAUCUUGGAUGUACUGAUCGUCUUGUGAUCACACCAUUAACUGAUAGGUGUUAUAUUACUUUAGCGCAGGCUCUUGCGAUGAGCAUGGGUGGUGCUCCAUGUGGCCCAGCAGGUACAGGAAAAACUGAAACCGUAAAAGAUAUGGGGAAAACAUUAGGGAAAUAUGUAGUCGUAUUCAAUUGUUCUGAUCAGAUGGAUUAUAGAGGUCUAGGAAGAAUAUAUAAAGGUUUGGCUCAGUCUGGUUCUUGGGGUUGCUUUGAUGAGUUUAACAGGAUCGAGCUUCCAGUGCUGUCUGUAGCUGCUCAACAGGUCGCCGUUGUACUUGCAGCUAAGAAAGAGAAAAAGAAACAAUUCCACUUUACAGAUGGGGACCUGAUUGACAUGUUUCCCGAAUUUGGAAUUUUUAUCACGAUGAACCCAGGAUAUGCCGGGAGAAAAGAGUUGCCGGAAAAUUUAAAAAUACAAUUCCGUACGGUCGCCAUGAUGGUGCCAGACAGGCAGAUUAUUAUCCGCGUGAAGCUUGCAAGUUGUGGAUUUCUUGAAAACAUAACUUUGGCUAGAAAAUUUUACACAUUGUAUAAAUUGUGUGAAGAACAGUUGACUAAACAGGUUCAUUAUGAUUUUGGGCUGAGAAACAUUCUAUCAGUACUUCGCUCACUUGGUGCGGCAAAGAGGGUGAAUUCCAAAGAUACUGAAAGUACGAUUGUUAUGAGAGUUUUGAGAGACAUGAACCUGUCGAAAUUGAUAGAUGAGGAUGAACCACUUUUUAUAUCUCUUGUGGCUGACUUGUUUCCUAACCAAAACCUCGAUAAUACUUCAUAUCCUGAGCUUGAUGCUGCGAUAAUUGAACACUUGGAGGAGACAAAUUUGAUAUACCAUCCGCCCUGGGUGCUCAAGAUAAUCCAGCUCUAUGAGACACAGAGGGUAAGGCAUGGCAUUAUGACUCUUGGACCGGAAGGAGCUGGUAAAACAACCUGCAUACACACUUUAAUGGCCGCACUCACAAAAUGCGGUGACAGCCAUAGGGAAAUGAGAAUGAAUCCAAAAGCGAUCACUGCUGCUCAAAUGUUUGGGAGGUUAGAUGUUGCUACUAAUGACUGGACUGACGGUAUAUUCUCAGCGCUGUGGAGAAAAACAUUAAGAGUUAAAAAAGAUGAAUAUGUAUGGCUUGUGCUCGAUGGUCCUGUAGAUAGUAUCUGGAUUGAAAACUUAAAUUCAGUUCUUGACGAUAACAAGACACUAACUCUAGCCAAUGGCGAUAGAUUAAAUAUGGCUCCAACUUGCAAGAUCAUAUUUGAACCUCAUAAUAUUGACAACGCUUCUCCUGCAACGGUGUCUCGUAAUGGAAUGGUAUACAUGAGUUCAUCAGGACUCGACUGGGAGCCAGUUAUAAAAGCUUGGCUCAAAACUAGGAAUGAACAGCAGCAGAAUGUAUUCAGAGAACUUUUUGCCGAGACGUUCACUUUGGCUUACGGCUGGUCGACUCAAAAUUUGCAUAUGGUUAUGAAAGUACUCCAGUGUAAUAUUAUCCAGCAGAUGAAAGCUUUGCUGCAAGCUCUUCUUCCUACAGAAGAAGGAAACGCAGAUGAUCAAGAACAGCAUGAUGCCAAACAUGAUGAUCAUAAGGCUCUCAGUCCUCCGCAAAUCCUACUGAAUGGGGAAGAAACUAAAGAAAGCAGCCCUCCAGCCCCAUCACCAGUCAUUAAAAAUGUUUCAGAUGAAUUCUUACAAAAGGUGUAUAUUUUUGCCCUUGUGUGGUCAAUUGGUGCAUUUUUGGACAGCAACGAUAGAGAAAAAUUCAAUAAUUUUGCUAAAGAAAAUCUCAAGAUGCUCCCACUUCCAAGAACCGCUGACUCAACUGUAUCUUUAUUUGAUUUUACAGUCGGAAAAGAAGGCAAAUGGGAGCCUUGGAGCAAGCUUGUACCAUCUUAUACUUAUCCAGACACGAGCACACCCGAUUUCAACUCAAUUUUAGUGCCGAUCGUUGAAAACGUACGGACUGAUUAUUUGAUCAACUGUAUUGCAAAGCAAGGCAAGGCUGUAUUACUUAUCGGAGAGCAAGGGUCAGCCAAAACCGUUAUGAUGAAGUCUUUCAUGAAGAAAUUAAACCCUGAACAAUAUUUAAACAGAGCAUUUAAUUUUUCUUCAGCCACUAGCCCUUACCAAUUUCAGAAAACAAUAGAGAGCUUUGUCGAGAAAAGGUUAGGUAGCACAUUUGGUCCUACUGGCGGGAAAAAAAUGAUCGUAUUCAUCGAUGACAUUAAUCUUCCACAAAUAAACGAAUGGGGUGAUCAAGUGACAAAUGAAAUAGUGAGACAGACAAUGGACAUGAAUGGAUUUUAUAGUUUGGAAAAACCAGGAGAAUUCACUACUAUAGUUGAUAUGCAAUUUGUCGGUGCUAUGUGUCUCCCAGGUGGAGGAAGAAAUGACAUACCAGCCAGGCUUAAAAGACAAUUUUGUAUGUUCAAUUGCACCAUACCAUCUGAUGUGUCUAUCGAUAAAAUAUUUAAAAUUGUUGGUGAAGGACAUUACAAUCUUAAACGAGGAUUUUCAGUUGAAGUUAGGACGUUGAUUAGAAAGAUUGUUCCUUUAACUAGAAAGCUCUGGCAAAUCACUAGGGCUAAUUUACUUCCGACACCUGCAAAAUUCCAUUAUGUAUUUAGUUUGAGGGAUCUUUCAAGAAUUUGGCAAGGUAUGGUAGGUACGCUGUCAAAUGUUAUAGAAUCGGAGAGUGUUUUAAUGAACCUAUGGAAAAAUGAAUGCACAAGAGUAUUUGCUGACCGGUUCACGCUAUUAUCAGAUAAAGAAUGGUUUGACAAUCAACUGCUUCAAACGAUUGAGAACGAGCUUGGAAGUAAUUAUAAACAAAUGGCACUGCCUAACCCACCUUUUGUAGAUUUUAUGAGAGAUGCUCCGGAGCCAACAGGAGAAGAGGGUGAAGAUACAGACAUGGAGUUGCCAAAAGUUUAUGAGCCGGUUUGGGACAUUGCUGAACUCGAGGAGAGGCUUGAAAUGUUCCUGUCGCAGUUCAAUGAAAUGGUCAGAGGAGCCGGAAUGGAUCUUGUCUUUUUUCCCGAUGCCAUGCUCCAUCUUGUAAAGAUAUCAAGAGUGAUUCGGCAUCCACGAGGUAAUGUAAUGCUUGUCGGCGUCGGUGGCUCAGGAAAGCAAUCUCUGACUAAACUGGCUUCUUUCAUUGCUGGAUAUAAAACAUUUCAGAUAGCCAUAUCCAGGUCUUAUAAUGUCGCAAACUUCAUGGAGGAUCUUAAGUUUCUUUAUAGAUCUUGUGGCAUUCAAGGGAAAGGGACCACAUUCAUUUUUACAGAUUUGGACAUCAAGGAAGAAAUAUUUUUGGAAUAUUUAAAUAACAUUUUAUCAUCAGGUGUCAUUUCUAAUUUAUUUACACGUGAUGAGCAACAGGAAAUUAUAUCAGAACUCACCCCUAUAAUGAGACGAGAAAACCCUAAACGCACAUUGAAUAAUGAGACAGUGAUGGAAUAUUUUAUACAGAGGACAUGCCAAAAUCUCCAUGUCGUCUUAUGCUUUUCACCAGUCGGAGAAAAAUUCAGGUACAGAGCAAUGAGAUUUCCCGCCCUUAUAUCAGGCUGCACAUUAGACUGGUUCCAGCCUUGGCCAAGGGAUGCUCUUGUCGCAGUGGCCAAACAUUUCUUAACGGAGUUCAGUAUCGAAUGUGAUGAUCAAGUAAAAAUAGAUCUGGUUGAUGCACUUGGUUACAUCCAGGACAUAGUCACGAAUACAUCUACUGAAUAUUUUCAAAGGUUUCGCCGAGCAACACAUGUGACUCCGAAAUCAUACUUGAACUUCAUAGCUGCCUACAAAAAAAUAUAUGUCGAGAAGCAGAAAGAGUUAGGAGAGGGUGCCUUGAGAAUGGACACUGGUCUUUCUAAGCUCGAAGAGGCAUCUGUUUGCGUCGGAAUAUUGAAGACUGAAUUGGCUACAAUGGAAAAAGAGUUGGCGAUCGCAUCUAAAAAGGCUGAAGAUGUACUUGUUGAAGUGACUGAACGAGCACACCAAGCAGAAACUGUCAAAAAUCAGGUUAUGAAAGUAAAAGAAAAAGCAGAAGCUUUAGUCGCAGUCAUUGCAAUAGAGAAGGCAAUGGCUGAGAGGAAGCUUGAAGCUGCAAAACCAGCUCUAGAAGAAGCCGAAGCAGCUUUGAACACUAUAAAACCAGCCCAUAUUGCAACUGUCCGUAAAUUGGGAAGGCCACCCCAUCUCAUCAUGAGAAUUAUGGAUUGUGUUCUGAUAUUUUUUCACAGGAAAUUGCACCCAGUGAUUGCUGAUAGUGCAGCACCGUGUCCUAAACCUUCAUGGGCAGAAUCACUAAAGAUGAUGGCCAGCACCACGUUUUUACUCCAACUUCAAAACUACCCAAAAGAUUCCAUCACCAAUGAGAUGAUCGACUUACUCCAGCCUUAUUUUAACAUGGAAGAUUACAACAUGGAGACAGCCAAAAGGGUCUGCGGCGAUGUUGCAGGGUUGUUGUCAUGGACGAAAGCAAUGGCAUUUUUCCACAGCGUCAAUAAAGAAGUUUUACCAUUAAAGGCCAAUUUAGCCCUACAAGAGGCUCGUCUCAAGUUAGCCAUGGACGAUUUGGCUGCAGCCGAAGAAGAACUAGCUUCAAGGGAAAAAGCUCUUGCAGACGUGAAAGCUCAAUAUGAUGGAGCAGUCAGAGAAAAACAAAGACUAACUGAUGCUGCUAACAGCUGUCUUCGUAAAAUGACAGCAGCAACUGCCCUCAUAAAUGGUCUGGGGGGAGAAAAAAUCCGUUGGACAUGCCAGAGUAAAGAAUUCAAGGCUCAGUUAGGAAGGUUGGUCGGAGAUGUACUUCUGGCUACUGCUUUCCUCUCAUAUUGUGGUCCAUAUAACCAACAAUUUAGAUUAAAUUUAAUGACCAGUUGGACAGAAAUUUUAGACUCUCAUCACAUUCCAUUUACAGUGAACUUAAACAUUAUUAAUAUGCUUGUUGAAUCUUCUACUGUUUCAGAAUGGACUCUACAAGGCCUUCCAAAUGAUGAACUCUCAGUUCAAAAUGCGUUAAUUGUGACAAAAUCCAGUUCGUAUCCACUUCUAAUCGAUCCACAAAAUCAAGCCAAAAUGUGGAUUAAAAACAAAGAAUCUACUAAUGAGUUACAGAUUACGUCGCUCAAUCACAAAUACUUCAGGACGCAUUUGGAAGAUUGUCUCUCGCUAGGCAGACCGCUGCUUAUAGAAGAUGUGGGAGAAGACUUAGAUCCAGUUAUUGACAAUGUUUUGGAAAAGAAUUUUAUAAAAUCUGGUUCUAUGGAAAAGGUCGUCGUUGGAGACAAAGAGACAGACGUCAUGCCUGGAUUCAUGCUUUACAUCACAACAAAACUUCCAAAUCCUGCCUAUUCGCCAGAAAUCAGCGCAAAAACAUCAAUAAUAGAUUUUACGGUUACGAUGCAAGGCUUGGAAGAUCAGCUUUUAGGAAGAGUAAUAUUAAUGGAAAAGUCAGAACUUGAAGGAGAAAGGGUGGCUUUGUUUGAAUCUGUUAUUAAAAACCAAAGGAGAAUGAAAGAACUCGAAAGUAAUCUUCUCCACAGGCUUACUUCAUCAAAGGGUUCUUUAGUAGAUGACGAAGCUCUUAUUGAUGUGCUUCAAGUUACCAAAGCAACAUCUGAAGAGGUAAACGCCAAACUAGUAGUUUCAGAAGAGACUGAACAGAAAAUUACUAUUGCCAGAGAAGAAUUCCGUGCUGUAGCUGCGAGAGGAUCUAUUUUAUACUUCCUGAUUGUUGAAAUGAGUUAUGUAAACAUCAUGUAUCAGAAUUCGCUCAAGCAAUUUUUAAACAUUUUCGAUUUCUCCAUCACAAAGUCACCGAAGAGUAAAGACACUCUUGAAAGGAUAGAAAAUAUUCUGAGCUUUUUGACCUAUCAGGUAUGGAUCUAUACGCAAAGGAGCCUUUACGAAAGGCACAAGCCUCUGUUCACUUUGAUGUUAGCUAUGAAAAUAGACUUCCAUGAAGGAAAAAUCACGCACAAUGAGUUUUUGGCAUUUAUUAAAGGUGGAGCAUCUCUUGAUCUAAAUGCUGUAACGCCAAAGCCUUUCAGGUGGAUUUUAGAUAUCACAUGGCUAAAUCUUGUCGAGAUCAGCAAGCUAGAAGCAUUCAAUGAAGUGUUAUUAAAGAUAAAACAAAAUGAAAAGGAGUGGAGGUCAUGGUAUGAAAAAGAAAAGCCGGAAGAAGCUGACAUUCCUUGCGGUUAUCAGAAAUCAUUGGACGUUUUUAGAAAAUUGUUGCUUAUAAGGUCCUGGAGUCCUGAUAGGACUUUAUCUCAAGCUAGAAAAUAUAUCAUAGAUUCACUAGGCCCAGAUUAUGGAGAACCAUGUAUUCUUGAUUUAGAAACAACAUGGAUUGAGUCCGAGCCAUGGACACCAUUAAUUUGCAUACUUUCAAUAGGUUCUGAUCCAUCUCCUCAAAUUUCCGCUCUUGCUAAAGGAAAUGAUAUAAUCCUUCGAUCAGUCUCAAUGGGACAAGGCCAGGAAAUUACCGCCCGACAACUUAUGAAUGAUGCUAUGAAUAACGGUGGUUGGGUACUUCUUCAAAACAUUCACCUUUCUUUGCCAUUUUGCUCUGAAGUGAUGGAUUUCUUGGCUGAUGCGGACACAAUCGAUCAGUCAUUUAGAAUAUGGUUAACGACCGAGGUUCAUACCCAGUUUCCAAUUGGCCUUCUUCAGAUGGCGAUAAAAUUCACAAAUGAACCUCCUCAAGGAAUAAGAGCAAGCAUGAAAAGGACUUACCAAAACAUUACCCAAGACUUUUUGGAUUACUCGUCCCAAUCUCAGUGGCCGCCUUUGCUUUAUGCAGUUGCAUUUUUACAUACGAUAGUUCAAGAAAGAAGAAAGUUUGGCCCUCUUGGUUGGAACAUACCCUAUGAAUUCAACCAGGCUGAUUUUGCAGCUAGUGUGCAGUUUGUUCAAAACCAUCUAGAUGAUAUGGACCCUAAAAAGGGUAUAUCAUGGGCAACUGUGUGCUACAUGCUUGGAGAAGUGCAGUAUGGUGGGAGGGUGACAGAUGAUUUUGACAAAAGGCUCUUAACGACAUUCACUCAAGUUUGGUUUUGUGAUGUCUUAUUGCGCCCUGGUUUUGAAUUCUAUCACGGAUAUAAGAUACCAUUAACUAGAAGUAUUCAAGGAUAUAUCGACUACAUAAAUAGCCUGCCAACAACGGAUACACCUGAAGUAUUUGGCCUUCAUCCUAAUGCUGAUAUUACGUAUCAGAUCAAUACGGCAAACGGCAUACUUGAUACAAUUUUGAAUGUCCAGCCAAAAGAGGGUGGCUCCCAAGGAGGAGAGACAAGAGAAACCGUUGUUUACCAGCUGGCCAAAGACAUGCUGGAAAAACUCCCCCAAGCUUACAACAGUUUUGAGGUAAAAGAUGCUCUUCAAAGGAUGGGCGCUCUUCUGCCGAUGAAUAUCUUCUUGCGACAGGAAAUUGAUAGAAUUCAAAAAGUGAUAAAGGAGGUACGGACAACUCUUGUCGACGUCAAACUAGCCAUUGAUGGUACUAUAGUCAUGUCUCACAGUUUGCGUCAAGCCUUAGAUGCAAUGUACGAUGCUAGGAUUCCAAACACUUGGCAGAAGUGUUCAUGGGAAUCUGCGACUCUUGGUUUUUGGUACACUGAACUACUUGAAAGAGAGGCCCAAUUUAAAAAGUGGCUUCACAACGGGAGGCCGAAUGUGUUCUGGAUGACAGGGUUUUUCAAUCCACAAGGGUUUCUCACGGCGAUGAGACAGGAAGUGACUCGGGGACAUAAAGGCUGGGCUUUGGAUUCGGUCGUUCUUCAGAACCUCAUUACCAGGCACAAUAAAGAGGAGAUAUCCGAUGUUCCGCCAGAAGGAGUGUACGUCCACGGCUUGUUUCUUGAGGGAGCCAGCUUGGACCGUCGCACUGGGAAGUUGAUAGAGAGCAAGUCAAAAGUGCUUUAUGAACAGAUGCCUGUUAUUUACAUAUACGCCAUUAACACGACAGCAGGCAAAGAUCCAAAACUGUAUGAAUGUCCCAUUUACAGGAAGCCGCAAAGGACUGACCAAAAAUAUGUAGGCUCAAUCGACUUUGAAACCGAUAACAAUCCGAGGCAUUGGACCCUCAGAGGUGUUGCAUUACUGUGUGAUAUAAAGUGAAAGAACCACAUUCAGUGGAUGGGUAUGAGGUUAUUUAUCUACCAAACAACCUAACCAAAAUGAGACAAAUAGUUUAAAAUAAUAACUUAA
Molecule: messenger RNA, 14160 nt
Organism: Cimex lectularius (bed bug)
Lineage: Eukaryota; Metazoa; Arthropoda; Insecta; Hemiptera; Cimicidae
Gene: Dhc1
Product: dynein heavy chain 5, axonemal
Exons: 78
Coding region: 1-14070 (4689 amino acids)
Biological process (GO): microtubule-based movement
Cellular component (GO): dynein complex
Molecular function (GO): dynein light intermediate chain binding; dynein intermediate chain binding; minus-end-directed microtubule motor activity
Source: RefSeq, a predicted model, not a curated record